Molecule: messenger RNA, 2511 nt
Organism: Hansenula anomala
Lineage: Eukaryota; Fungi; Ascomycota; Saccharomycetes; Phaffomycetales; Wickerhamomycetaceae
Product: Zn(II)2Cys6 transcription factor domain-containing protein
Exons: 1
Coding region: 1-2511 (836 amino acids)
Biological process (GO): regulation of DNA-templated transcription
Molecular function (GO): DNA-binding transcription factor activity, RNA polymerase II-specific; zinc ion binding
Source: RefSeq, a predicted model, not a curated record
AUGAAGCCAACAGCAUGUACCGGCUGUAGGCUCAGAAGAAGAAAAUGCAACAGAGAAAGUCCAAUUUGUUCAAGUUGUAAAGAACUAAAUAUUCCACAAGAAUUGUGUAUUUAUAGAGAAUUGAACUCAAACACAAAAACAUGCAGCAGUAAGAUAAAGCUCAAAGAAGUACAGGGUGAAAGAAGAAAGCUUAUUCGUCAAAAAUUUGAACUCAAGAGAGUUGCCGAAAUUCAACGAGAUGUUCAGGCUAGAUCUUAUAGAUAUAGGUUUAAUUCAAAAAAACGUUCAGCAUAUUCAAAAAUACAUGGGGAUGAGUAUCAGUCUGAGUCAAAAUCAACUAGAUCAUUCAUCAACAAUUUAGAUGGUGCCAGUUUAGUUCCAAAAAGUCUCGAUUCAAAAUCAAAGGUUGGAUCCAUUUCUUGGGGCUCACUGAUGUCCGCUGAACCAAAUAUGAAGGUGGUACUAUCCAAAAUGGAUCAAAUCAUCCAAAAUCAAAGAGAUCAAUCUACACAAAUAAAGACAAAAUAUGAAAUUCCAGCCAGUGACCAAACGCUUCUCCUGUCAAAAUUAAGAUCAAAAGUACUGUCGUUGUCGUUGGAACUUGAGCCACCUGGUGAUUAUUCGUUGAUUCAAGAUUUGUUCAGAAAUAUUGAGAAGAACCUUCCAAAAGAACAAGUAUUUAGAGCAGCUAUACAGCACCAGUUUAAUGUGUGUCCUUAUGAAUUUGUUCCUUGGGUUUCUCAAGAUGAAGAUGCCUAUUUUCAGAAGCUAAAGAAGGUGAUCAAGUUUGAAGAAGAUGGUCAACCCAAAAUAACCAUCAAUUUGCCAGGUGACGCUAGCUUGGUUCUGGAUUUAGCAUUUGUUAUCUCAUACUUGAUCUUCCCAGCAUAUCACAGGUCGCAGCUCAAUAUGACUGAAAAGAAUUUGAAUCCAUAUUUAUUUGUUGAUUAUUCAAAGAUCUUGAUGGAUAUCCAUAGUCAACUGGUUACUCAUAACUCCAGAGAUCAAUCGUCAAUAUUCCCCGAUUUAUCAUUUGAAAUGCUACAAGCCAAACAAUACAGCAGCUUUUUUGAUCGUUAUACUCCGCAAGGGCGUCACAAUGCAAAAGAUCCUCUUGAUAAGUUCAAUAACUUGAGACAAUUAAUUAGUGUUGCGAGGAUGUUAAACUUGAAUCAAGAUAUUGAUGUUUUUUAUGCUGAUAAAUCCUCUGGAUAUAGAAGUUCAAUGAAGACCAUGUGGUACUUUUUAGUAUUUGUUGAUAUAAUGGAGUCUUUAGAAACAGGAUUACCUCCAAAGAUUGAGCCAUCUGAGAUUUUAAGAUAUGAAGAUCAUACAAAUUUUGCUACAGAAUCAAUCAUCACUAUGAACAGAGUCCUCUACAAAUACAACUCAAUGGAUCUAGAUGAUAUUGAAGAUCCUGAUGAGUUCAUAUUCAUUAUUGAAAAUGAGUUCAUUGGUGAUCUAAUGACUUUGUUAGAGACAGAAUAUGGUUCAAUAGUGGAUGAUCUGAACAAAUUGAAAAGUUAUGAUUUUGAUGAUACAUCUUUUGCCCCAUCUUUCAUGUUAAGUGCCAGUGUGCUUCCCAUGAGGUUCAAUAUUUAUUCGUUGAUGCAGUCACUUUAUUUCCUUUGCUUCAAGAAGAUUGAAUCGUUUGAUAAGUUUUCUAAACGAUCUCAAAAAUUUAGCAUCUUAAGUAUGAAGUACUCAUCACUCAUCAUCUAUUUAUCUGGUGAAUUUUUUGCAUUAUAUGAUGGCUUACUGAGUCAUCCAAACUGUUACGAUUAUGGAGUUUUGGAAUCCGUUAUUGCUUGUUUCCCACAUCUUAGCCUUGCGGUAAGAAGAGUUUAUAUAUGUGCUGGUGGUAGAUUUUUCGAAGGGUUACCUAUCAAUAAAACAUCUGCUAUCAACAACUUACUACAUGGAAAAAGCACAAAUGAGAGUCAAUUGUUGAAGGAGAUACAGCUGAAGAAAGAAUACCAAGUGUUGUUUUCAAUCGAAGAUCUCGAGGACCACAGCGUGGAUAAUAAUGAGGAGGAGUUGUUUGGAAAAUAUUCGAUGUUAUUGAACCACAAGUACAUGAUAUUCAGUUUCAGUCAAGUUAUGAGAGGCAUUUCUAACGGAUUAUUCAAAGAAAACUCCAACAUGAAAAUUGCAAAGUUCAAUCAUAUUGUGUUUUAUUUACUGAAACUUAUGAGUUUCUUUUUGAAUUCUUCAUUCACAAGUGAUGGUUCACCAAUCGAAAAAGAAAACUUAUUUAUGGGGCUGGCUCGUCCUUCAAGUCCAUCCAAAGUUGGACAAUCAAAUCAAGAAAAUGAAUUUGAUUUUGGUGAACUUUUUGAGAGAUCAAUCAACACCUCUUCUAACCAUUUUGAUUUUGAAAGCUUUUUCAAUAUUUCACCUGGGUUAUAUCAAUCAAGUGACAUUGACCAGUUUUUGAUGUCAGAAUCUGGAACUUUAACCAACAACUUCAAUGGCGAAGAGGACUAUAUAGACCCACUUAAUCCAUUUUAG